Molecule: messenger RNA, 1473 nt
Organism: Alternaria alternata
Lineage: Eukaryota; Fungi; Ascomycota; Dothideomycetes; Pleosporales; Pleosporaceae
Product: retinol dehydrogenase 12
Exons: 1
Coding region: 377-1417 (346 amino acids)
Source: RefSeq, a predicted model, not a curated record
GCUCCCGAUCCGAACUCCACAACGUUCAGGAACGCGCCAAAACAAAUAAGUGCUGACAUCAGGAUAAAAUGGUAUUGGUUACCGUGCCUCCCAGAAAGCGGCACGUCACUGCACGCCAUUGCACGCCAUGGUCUUAGAUCUCUUAACCUAAGGGGAUCGUUGCUGCUGUCCUGUGACCUAUGUUGUAACCAUGCAGUCUACAAAGUUAUUUAGGAAUGCUGUUUCCCUGCGUUGCUGCAAAUCAUCUUCCAUAAUCACAGCAACCCUACCACGUGCAUUCAUUACUCGGAUUAUUCCUACCACCUCUCGACCUUAUUCGUCGACCCCGCCAAACAAUACCGACCGCUUGAAGGGCCCAGUCGAAACUUCCUCAACUAUGCAGGCAGUAAAAAACACCAUUGCCGAGAAUUUCGGUAAAGUCGUCUCAGGCGCCCAUGGCCUCGCACCCGCAGACCAGCAGUUCUCCCUUGAGGAAGUGCCAGAUCUCACUGGAAAGGUGGCCGUUGUAACUGGUGGUUCUGAAGGUAUCGGCUAUGGAUGCACGCACACGCUUCUGUCGAACAAUAUCAAGAAGCUAUUCAUCAUAUCGUGGAGCGAAGACAUCAUUGAGGAUGCGCUGAAGGCGAUCAAGGAAGAGAUGGGAGAGGACAAGGCCAGCAGAGUCGAAUGGCUAAAGUGCGAUCUCGCCGACUGGGAACAGACGGGCAAAACUGCGCUCGAGAUUGCUCAGAAGACAGACAGGAUCGACAUCUUGAUCAACAACGCUGCUCGCGGUAUCAUGACAUACCAACUGGCCAAGAACGGUGUCGAUCUACACAUGGCUUCUAACCACUUCGGCCACGUCGUCCUGACUUCUCACUUGCUACCCUUGCUCAAAUCCACCGCCGAGAAGGGCGACAAGGUCCGGAUAGUACAGUUAGGGUCCAACGCACACGAGAACGCACCGAAAGACACCAAAUUCGAGUCCAUCGAUGAGCUCAACACAGACCUUGGCCCAAUGGCACAAUACGGCCGCACAAAGCUCGCUACUAUCCUGUACGCGCGCUAUCUAGCCCGUCACCUAUCAUCUUCCCACCCCAACAUCCUGUCCAAUGCCACACACCCCGGUUUCGUCGAGACACGGCAGUCAGUCGACCACAUCCACGAAGCCUAUCCGCUCGGUGGCUAUGCAAUGAGUUACGGUCUCGCACCAUUCAAGAAGACACAGUUUGAAGGCGCAGUGAGCACCAUGUUUGCGGCGACCAAGACAGAGGGUACAGGCGAGUACAUUUGCCCGCCCGCGAUACGGGAGCCGGGUAGUGAUCUGGCGAAUAAUGAGAAAUUGGGCGAGCAGCUGAUGGAUUUCACAUGGAAGGUUGUCAAGGAAAAGACGAAAAGUUCAAGCGCCGAUAAAGGUUGCCCAUUCAAGUUAUAUUAGAAGUGCACUUGCAUAAUACGUAUAGGUCGUCUAAUCGAACGAUGUUAACCGAUCAA